GUUCCUCAAACUAUAUAAAUUACAAUAUGAUUUUGUCAUGCUAUGCACAUGUACGAGUUUUUAUUAUAGAAAGGAUGUGUACUGAAUAUUUUAACACAUAAUCUGUUGAAAGAAAACAAUACAUUAAUUGAAGCCUUAAAUAGAAAAUUUCUUUUGCUUUUGUACAAAUUUAUUUUAGUGUUAUUUGAUCCAUAGGGGUUUAAAACUAUUUAAGAAGCUACAAACUAAUUUAAUCGCACAAGGUAGACUCAAGAGCCUUUGUUAAAACUUUGUAACAAUGUGUAAUUAUUUUUAAACGAUGAAUGAAAGAUAUGAUCUUUGCAAGUGCUGUCACGCACAAACGCUACCUGGUCAAAAUAUAAAGAAUAGUCAUCUAGAUAAAGGACAGGAAACUCUGCAGGAGCAUUUAGUACAUAAGAUAUUUGAAGAUAUUGAUGGUUUGAAGCGGUCAAUCUGGUUAAUGUCACCAGGGUCAACAUCGAAAGCCAUUUCAUUGGUCAGUGAUGUGGAACCAGAUCUAGGAGAUUUCAUGCCUAUCAUUGAAAUGACUGAGGACAUACAUCCCAUAGGUGACAAGUUGGAUGUCAAGGCACAUGGUAAAGUCAUUGAACCAGAUCUAGAUGAGAUAGAGUCUGAUGUUCAUAGUUCCAGUAGUAUAAACAAAAUAUUACAAUCAGCUGACCAUUCAUUGGACAGUUGUGUGAAAUGUCCAGUGAGAAUAGUUAAAAGUGACAAAAAUAAUGUGAAUGAAGGAAGACAUAUGUUUAAUACUGUUCACCCAUCAAACUGUUAUCACAAUUCUCCUUGGAGGCAACCAGGAGUAGGAAGGCGUAUCAUUGCUAAUUUUAACCAGGUAUCUGAAUUGAGAAGUACAAAUAACCUGAGGGAUCAAGUCAAUCAACAAACGAUUAGCAGUUCAGGUAAAACUCACUCCCACACCACCAACAUAUGUGGGUCAACUAUGGAAGGUAAAGCUGUACUAUCUCACAGUAAUAAUUCAGCUUUUGUUAAUCCACAAAUGACAGAGGAUAACAUGGAUAAAUUAUCAGAUAUUAAUCACAACAGUUCGGAAAAAAGUUUAAGUGAUAGAGUGGAAGUUACAUUUAACAAUAACAACCCUACACAAACUUUUAAUGGUGAUGAGGAACUGUACACUUCUUCAGACCCCCCUCCUUGUGAAUGUGAUGAUUGUAUGCUGGAGAAUACGGAAAUUCAGCCAAAACCAGCUAUAUCUCGGCAAAGUUCAGUUUAUUGGAAGAAGAUGAAAAAUAUAGUCAUUUGGUCUCCAUUUAUACAACAGUUUAAGAAACAUCGAUAUCCAUGGAUACAAUUAGCUGGUCACCAAGGAAAUUUCCAAGCAGGAGAGAAAGGAUCUGUUUUGAAAAAGUAUGACAAUAGAGAACAGAAAGCAUUUUUAAAGUUAAUGAAGGACAUUUUAAGACCCUAUGUUCCUGAAUACAGAGGAGUUGUAGAAAAAAAAACUGACCAAUACUUGGAGUUACAAGAUUUGCUAUGUGACUUUGAUACUCCUUUUGUCAUGGAUAUUAAGAUGGGAACCAGGACGUAUUUAGAGGAAGAACUAGUAAAAGCCAAAGAAAAACCAAAACCCAGAAAGGAUAUGUACCAAAAGAUGGUAGAAGUUGAUCCUAGUGCUCCAACACCAGAGGAACAUAAACAGAAGUCAAUUAUAAAACCAAGAUAUAUGCAAUGGAGAGAUGAAAUGAGUUCAUCUGUAGAUCUAGGAUUUAGAAUUGAAGGAAUUAAGAGAAUGGAUGGUGCAUCCAGUAAAAAUUUUAAGAAAACAAAAACACGGAAUGAAGUGAAAGAUGCAUUAUCUUUGUUUAUUGGUAACAAUCAGAUUGUUUUGGGAGUUUACAUCAGGAGAUUAAAAGCUAUUUUGGCAACUCAAGAAUCAUCAGACUUUUUCAAGAGCCAUGAGCUGAUUGGAAGUUCCCUGUUGUUUGUACAUGACAAAACUAACAAUGCAGAUGUAUGGAUGAUAGACUUUGGCAAGACAGAACCCCUACCUUCAGGUAUAACCACAAACCAUAGAACCCCAUGGGUAGAUGGCAAUCAUGAAGACGGAUAUUCAUUUGGACUUGACAAUUUGUUGUUAAUUUUAAAGGAGUUAGAAACACCAUCGUCAAGUAGUUCUGACUAAAUACUGCAAUAUCCUCAUUGUUAUUUAUAUAGUCAUUUACCAUGUUCACUUGUUUAACCACCGCCAUUUUCUCCAUUGUAUUUAUAAAAUCCAUUUCCUGUACAUUUGUAGGGAUACAUUGUUAUACUUGUAGAUAAAAGCAUUACGCAGCUAUUCAUUGUAAAAAAAAUACAUGAAGUAAGCAGCUUCAGACAGCCUUUAAGUAUUUUUUUUUAUAAUGAUUAUUUUUGUUUCCAUAAACGGGUUUGACCUUUCUGAAAAGUUUGAUUAUUUACUUUAGCAAAUUCUGAUUUCUUUAUUAAUGUUUACUCAUAAUAAAUUUCUGAAAUAUACGUUUAAUUACUAUAAAAAACAAUCACGUUUUAAAAUAAAUGAACACAGGGGUGCAAUUUAUGUACCCUUUAUAAGGAAGUGCCCUUCAUACAGGGCUACCCUUUCUAUGGAGUUGCCCUUCAUAAAGAGGUUACCCUUUAUUAGCAGUGAUUUUCUAUCUAGGGAUGCCUGGUAACAAAAUUUUAACUGUUCAUUGUCACUUGAAAGUAAACCGAUUUAAAGUUCAUGAGAAUCUUUUGUAUGCAAUUUUUCAUUUGUAUUAAUUUUCUCAUUGGUGAAAAAAACAAAUAUUAAAAUCCAGUAAAUUAUGCAUUUUUUAGCAUUUAAAUUGUCUCCCCUUAUCAAAGGUGCCAAUAGUAAAUCCUAGUCUGCCAGAAUUUUUAACUAUAUUUAACUACAUAUAUUGGUAAUUAAAACUAUUCUAAAAAGUUAUGAAAAUAAUAUUACAAUUUAUACUCCUAUACUACGAUGUAGUCAUGACGUUGCAGUUGAAAUUUGACUGAUUGACUUAUUAAAUUAGUAUCAAUAUUUGAAUUAGUGCUACCACUUUCUAUUUCCCCAUUUCACAAAGUUCAUACAACUAACAAUUGUUGUGACUUGUAUAUUUAAUGCAAGAUUUACACUGGUUGUAGGUUGUUAGAAUCAUUGUGAAUGGGAGCAUAGUAUCUACUAGUAUGAAGGUGCUUAUUUCUGGCUCUUAGAAAUCAGUUGUAACUUAUGGUACUGUUAGUGCAUGCUGUUUUUAACACAGGCAGCAACUUUGUUUAUUAUGUUCAUUUUAUUGGUGUCCAAUUGUUGUAUAUUUUCUAAAAUUACAAUACAAAUAAAUUUGUGUACAUAAAUGUCACCAGAAAAAUGUGAAAAUAUUUUUGUUUACUAAGAUUUCAUGAUUUUCUAAUAGAGUCUUUUACAUAUUAUAUUAUAUUGAUAUGGAAAAGGGAAAUAACUCAGAAGUCUAUAACUCAUUUAAACUUACAGGUACCUCUUAAUUCAUAUGGGAAACAUAAUCCCUUCUAUUAUGAUAGAAACUCAACUGUAGCUAUGUUUUAUAUACUAUUCUUGAACACUCAUACAGAAUAGUAAAUUCUGUUAUAAAGACAUGUCUAUUAACAAAGCAAACUUGAAAUGUUGGUGCUAUGUCUUGCCAUUACAUGUCUCAUUUUUAUCUGUGACAAAUAUUCCUUGCCAAGACACCUCACUUUAAAUACAUUGAUUUAUUUCAAUCUAAUUUUUUAUAGGUUUAAUAUUAAAAAGUUAUUUUCUAGUAUUGAGUCUUGAUAUAUGUGCCACUUUAUAUUUGGUUUGUAAAACUUGCAUCAAAUAACUCUUAUUUAAAUAUUCCUGAUGUUCUUUGAUUUAAAUAUUAAUGAACAGAUUGUUCAUACUUAUAUCUCAUUAAAAACACAUAUUAUUUAAAUAUUUAUUUUUAGAAAAGGCCACUUUGAAUGUUUUUUUUAUUCAUUUGAACUUGUUAAGUGGUUAUUAAAAAAGAUUCAAAUUAGAUUAUAUGGCCUUUUCACUGCAGAAGAAAGUUAAAAGCCAUUUGAAACAUAAAAAAAAAUUAGUUUUACUUUAUUGAAAAAGUUUCAACUUCCUUAAACUCCCUUUUUUUUUUUAACAAGAAUCUUUCUAAGAGGUAAGAUAAGCGUGACUUAAAAAAAUGUUUAUUGUUUAUUGCUUAUUGUAAUGACAUGUCUUUGUGGUUAUAAUGUGCUGAAAAAAAUCAUUCCGUUUAUUAAUGUUUAUUGAAUUUUUUGUUAAGUUUGAUUGUUAUGCUAAAUCUGUAUGUUUUUUUUUAUAAUUUCACUUGUGUAUGUAGAUGGAAUAUGUGGUUCCUAUUGAUUUCGACUGAUUCACUUUAUAAGAGGUUCAAAAUUAUAUAAGGGCCUAAUCUAGAGGGAGAAAUGGGUAAAAACUUCUUCUUUGUGCUUUUGUCUUCCAUUUAGCAUUGACAGGGAUAUAAGAUUAUCCUGGAAAAAUUAUAAGAAUAGCUCCUUUCUUAAACAGAAAAUACCAAAACUUCUCCCCAUCUUAGAUAUCUGGAUUAGCCCAUGUAUAUUAGCUUAUAUGCAGGGAAUUUCACAGUGUAUGGUGCUGUAUAUGUGUGUAGUGCAUUUAAAAGGCAAUUUUAUUCUGAGCACAUGAUUUACAGAACAUUAUCGUGUUAUCUUGUAUUUACUGACAGUAAGUUACAAGUUGCACAUUUAAUAUAAUAAUAAGUUUGUUUGUUACUCACCAAAAGUGUUUUCUUAGAUUUACUGGAUACUCACCAAUAUAACUCACCACCAGGAAAUUGUGCCUGUAUACAGAAAAUUAAAAGAGAAAAUUUUCCUUAUAUAAUGAGUGAAAAUUUAAAACCAAUUAGACUUAUAGUAGGUGUUUUGUUCUAAAACUUGAUAGAAAAUUACAUCUACAUAUCAGUUUGUAACUAUUUGCAACAAGUACAGAAAUCCAUUUUACAAAAGUACUUUCACCAAAUUCUUUAGUUAAACAUGUUCAAUGUAAAUUAGUGCAAUACAUUAUUUUUGCAAAAUCAUGUAAGUAAUAGAAAUAAUCUAGUUGCCUGGCAACAGAAUAAUCAUAAGGUCAUCAAUUACACACGAUAUAAAACCUAACUAUUCUCAGUGCAGUGGUUUCCCUCGAGGCAUCGAUAAUUAGUUUAGUGUAUUGUCGAGAUCAAAUUUAUGUGUGUGUGUUAUAUGAUAUGCUUUAUGCUAUAUAUAAUGGUACUAUAAGGAUGAAAAAUGCAAGAUACUGGUGUGAAGAAAUAGUAAUUUUUUUCACUUUUUUUUUUACCAAUAAAGGUUUUGACCUUUUCAUAUUUUGUUCAGACUGAUGUUGAAUUUUUUUUUUGUAAGAUCUGAUAUGUGCCUUGAUCUGAAAUCAAUUUUAUAAAGUUUUUUUGUUCUAAUAUUGGUAUCACAUAAUGAACUUCAACUUAAUGAUUGAGCAUGCAUAAAUGAAUAUUGCCUCUUUAUAAGUAGCAUUUCUUGGUUUUCAAUUAAUAAAGUGCUGAAAACAGCAUUUAUUAACAGCAGGGCAUUUUUACACUAUGAAAGUCAAUCUUAUGCUGUAAUUUGUGUACUUGAAAUUAAAGGAUCUUUAUGAAUAGAUAAGUGAAGAUUAAAUCCAUCCAUAUUAUACAUAUGUAUAGUAGAUACCUAGAACUUACAGUUAAGCAAGUUUCUUAUAUAUUUAUAUAAUUUUUUUUCUUGUAUAUUUUGUAUAUUUCUACAAAUGUUGUGUAUUUUGUGAAAGUGAUUCUAUAUUAAAUUGUAAAAUUAUUAAAGUUAAAAAUUUA
Molecule: messenger RNA, 5795 nt
Organism: Mytilus californianus (California mussel)
Lineage: Eukaryota; Metazoa; Mollusca; Bivalvia; Mytilida; Mytilidae
Product: inositol-trisphosphate 3-kinase B-like
Exons: 8
Coding region: 299-2161 (620 amino acids)
Biological process (GO): inositol phosphate biosynthetic process
Cellular component (GO): cytoplasm; nucleus
Molecular function (GO): inositol tetrakisphosphate kinase activity; inositol-1,4,5-trisphosphate 3-kinase activity
Source: RefSeq, a predicted model, not a curated record